UGAACUCCCCAUGACUGGAACAGAGAGAGGUCAGGGGAGGAGAGCACCCUCUUUCCUGUUAUGUGGCCACAUGUCUUUAAACCUAUUCACAUACAUACGUGGAACAUUCUUCAGUAUCCCAUCCCUGCAAAACAAACUAUAUCCAGACAUUUGGGGUGGGGGUGUGCUUAGGGUGCAAUUACAUUUGAACCAGGAUUUCAACCCAAAGCUCUUGAACUGGAACCUCAGGCUGUUUUAUGCUGUGUAAGACAGAACGUGGCAUCCUGAGAAUCUCUGCUUAAUUCUUUUAGAACAACACACUAGUCCCUAGUGAUAAGCUUGGAAACACAGGACAGGGCUGUCUUGGUAACAGGAGGCGGACUGGGCCUUGCCUGGCCAGUGAGGUCUUGAUGCAGCAGAGUGGCUUCAGUUUCGGGGUUAAGCUCUGCCUCUGCCAGGAACUCACUAGGCCCUAGGGGGUCCUUUUUGGCAGUCAUUCACUUCAAAGCUUUUUGUGCCUCAUCUGCAGAACUGAUGUGAUCCUUACUGGCCUAGCUUAGAGAGCCAUUAUGAGGAUUACAGCAAGAUAGCAUGCGUGAAGUCAUGUGGGUGCCACAUAAAAGGGCUAUAUGUUGAUUUUGAUUGUUCAAAAUAAGCAGCUACUGUUAGCAUCUUGCAGAAAUUGUUUUUUAUAUCCUGUUUUGUGGACCACAUUUCCUGAUCAUCAUUUGUCUAGAGAAGAUUGGGGGAGAAGAGAUUGCCAAAUUAGUUCAGCUAUGAUGGAUAAUCUUAGUAAUAUUUUAAGUUAGAUAAACUAGAUAAGGUGAAGCUUCCAGUUAGAAACUCAGCACUAGCAGUUUGUGUUAUCUGCGGUCCCGAUUCCUGGCUUGCACAAUGGGUGGCCUAUUGACCCAAACGCAACCUGCUGGUGACCUACUAAUAGCCCACCAUGGGCUUAGUCAAUCUCAGUUUUGGGUUCCCGGCUGAGCACUGCAAAACUGAUUGGAAAGUGUGUGUGCGCUUGUUUUAAAAUGCCUUACACAACACUAUCAAACUGAUAGUUAUGUAAAUUCAACUAACAAAUAUACCCACAAUGUAACUGGCUGUGUUUAACUCUAUAGAUUCUUUAUACAACCACUGAUUCAUUUGUACAUACGUGGAACACAAAAGCUUCUAUUUGGACAUUACGUAUAUAAGAACUGAUCUAUUUGUAUUUCCUGUUCUAAAUGUUGGUCCUUAACUGCUUCUACUCAACUAGAUAAUGUGAAAAGAGUUAUGUUUAUAUGAUGUAUAAAGAAUUUAUAUAGUUAAACACAGCCAGUUACGUUGUGGGUAUAUUUGUUUUUAAACGCCUGGCAGGCCCCAGCCGAGAUCUAAGGGAGCUACAUUCAGCCCAGCAGCUUUGACCGAGGUGCCCUAAUCUGAACAGGCACCGCUGUGCCUUUGGAGGGGGCCAGUGCCCACACCGCUGGCUGUGCUUGCAGGUUGCUUUUGACUCUGCUCUCCACUUCCUGUGACUUUUCAAGAAGAAACAGAGUGUGGGAGGAACUUUAUUUUUCUCUUCACCUUUGCAAAAAUGCGGAGGUGCCGACUGCUCCUCUCCAUCUGAGGUUCAAGAGGAGGUGUGGCGGUAGUAGAAGCCUUCAGAGAGGAAACAGUCCUUGGUGGUACAACAGCUGAAGACUGGCAGCCCAGGAUAACACAGACUGUUUUGCUCUUCGCUGGGCCAGCUCUGCUCACAGGCAAAAAGCUUGCACCUCUUUAGCCUACCACGAAGACCUCCUUAACUCCAGCUGCCCGCUAAAGACCCAAGGCUCUGACUUUGAAUCGCGUACCACCUUGGGAAAUGUGAAGGCAAAGUGACCGCUGAUCUCUAGGAAAAGAGGAGACACUUCCACAGCUCAAAAAGAGAGAGAGAUGGACAACACAACUAUCGUUGAUGAGACCGUUGUCAACGCCAGUUUGGUAGAGUGCGUCUUCCAAGCAGACUUUCAGUAUUCCUUCUUCACGAUUGUCUACAGUACGGUCUUUGUCCUGGGCCUCCUGGGGAAUGGGGCCGCCCUGCACCUCCUGACCUGCCAGGCAAUCAGCAUGCCUCGCUCCUACGUCUACCUGGUCAACUUAGCCGUGGUGGACACCCUGUUUGUCUGCGUCCUGCCUUUCAAGAUCCAUUAUCACCUCAACCGGAACAACUGGAUCUUUGGGGACAUUGCCUGCCGGCUGACAGGGAGCAUGUACUUCCUCAACAUCUACCUCAGCAUCGCCUUCUUCACCUGCAUCUGCCUUGACCGCUACGUGGCCGUUUUGCACCCUUUUGUGUACAUCCGGAUCAAGGGCGCCCACUACGGGCUGGUGGCUGCGGUCCUCUGGGUGACGGCAGUGAGCAUCGCCGCCCCGCUGGUCCUCGGGGGGCCCCUCAACUUCAACCGGAGCAACACGACCGUCUGCUUUGAGAGUUUUGGGCUGGAGGAGUGGACCGGGCGCAUGAUGCCCUACAACGUCUGCGCGCUGAUAUUUGGCUUUGUGGUCCCUUUCGGGGUCAUCCUGAUCAGCUACCCUCUGAUCGCCCGGCGCAUCUCUCGCAUCCCCCGCAGCGCCCGCAAGAGGAAGGCCCUGGGCACCAUCUACCUCAUCCUCUUCAUCUGCACCACCUGCUUCCUCCCAUACCACCUCACCCACCUGCUGCACUUCCUCAUGCGGGCUGGGCUGAUCCGGGAGUGCCGCUUUGCCCUUGUCAUAUACAGGAUGCGCCGCAUCACUCUGGCCUCGGUCAGCUUCAACUGCUGCCUGAACCCCAUCUUGUACUACUUCACCUCAGCCAGCAGGCGGUGCCGCUGGAGACUUCCCUUCAGGACCAGGGCCACAAAAGUCUACACCAUCUGUGGUCGGCAAGGCAACGCUUGCGCACCCACCAACCUACGCAUUGCCGGACCAAGGCGGGGGGAAAGGAGGCAGCAAGUUCAGAUGAUAUCGAGAGGGGAAAUGGUUUUCUGGAACUGUUCAGAAAACACAUGAGAACCUCGGGAGGUGAAGGAACAAGCAUGGGGAAAGGCCCCGGGUCCCUCUGUGGGAAGAGUCACAAGACACUGGGAAGGCUACGUACGGAAUUCCUGCUCAAUCUUUUG
This is a messenger RNA of Podarcis muralis (Common wall lizard), 3104 nucleotides long. Lineage: Eukaryota; Metazoa; Chordata; Lepidosauria; Squamata; Lacertidae. The record is from RefSeq and is a predicted model, not a curated record.